AUGAGUGAAGAAGAGAGAUGCAACACAACACUUGGUCUUGGUCUUGGUCUUGGGAUUGGGAUUGGAGUGGGGAUCAAGAGGGAGAAGCAAUUCAAGCAAAACAAAAGGGGGUUUUGGUUGGAUCUUUCGUUGCCAAUUCGUCCCGUUAAGAUCGAACCCAGAGAUCAUCAUCAUCAGCAGCACCAACAUGAGAAAGAUGAUCAAGAUUCGUUUAGUUCUAAAACCACUGAUGAUCAAGAGGAAGACGAGACAAGGAUGAAAACAAGCGAUUGUAGUAACGUUGAUGGUUAUAUUAAUAACAACAAUGAUGGAUCAAGAAAGAAGCUAAAACUUACGACUGACCAAACUACUUUGCUUGAAGAUAGCUUCAAACUCCAUAGCACCCUCAAUACAGGCCAGAAACAAGAACUUGCGAAGAAGUUGAAUCUUCUUCCUCGACAAAUCGAAGUUUGGUUUCAGAAUAGAAGAGCAAGGACAAAGCUAAAGCAAAUCGAACAAGAAUGUGAGUUGUUAAAGAAAUGCUGUGAAACCCUAGGUGACGAAAACCGUAGACUGAAGAAAGAGCUAGAGGAGGCACGGUCAUGUUGUUCAUUAAAGUUUGAUCACCGUCAUCAACCACCGCUGCCGUUAUACAUUCAGUACCCGUCUACGGCGGCGAUGCGUCAUCCCUGUGACAAAAAAGGGAAAUCCGACGAAGACACGAAGAGGGUAGCAGUCGUGAAUGGCGGCAAGCAGGCACCAUGAUC
Messenger RNA from Cynara cardunculus var. scolymus (artichoke), 746 nucleotides. RefSeq names its product homeobox-leucine zipper protein HAT22-like. The record is from RefSeq and is a predicted model, not a curated record. The coding region runs from base 1 to 744 and encodes 247 amino acids. Gene Ontology annotation, molecular function: DNA-binding transcription factor activity, RNA polymerase II-specific; sequence-specific DNA binding. Gene Ontology annotation, biological process: regulation of DNA-templated transcription. The transcript is spliced from 3 exons. Lineage: Eukaryota; Viridiplantae; Streptophyta; Magnoliopsida; Asterales; Asteraceae.